UUGGAGAAGUCGGCGGGUUGGAUCGGAGCUGCGGAUGAAAAGUGAGAGUUUUCUCAGAGUUCCAGUGCGUAAAGAGCCGGACGCCGCGUUGCGCACGAUGGGGCUCCCCCACGCUGGAGUUCAGCGACUCGUUCCUGGACAGUCCCGACUUCAGAGAGCGCCUCAAAUGCCACGAAUCGAGCUGGAGCGGACGAAUAAUUCAUCAAGGAGCUCAUCAAGGAUGGAAACAUGCUGAUCACUGCGCUCAGGAAUCUCUCUGCUGCCGUCCAGAAGUUCUCCCAGUCCCUGCAGGAGUUCCAGUUCGAGUGCAUCGGCGAUGCGGAGACGGAUGACGAGGUGAACAUCGCCCAGUCUUUCAAAGAGUUCUCCCAGCUGUUGAACACUGUCGAAGAGGAGAGACGACGCUUGAUUCAGAAUGCAGAUGAUGUUUUGAUUACUCCCCUGGAAAAAUUUCGGAAGGAGCAAAUCGGCGCCGCGAAGGAAGGGAAGAAGAAGUUCGAUAAGGAAACAGAGAAGUACUACUCCACUCUGGAGAGACACCUCAACUUGUCAUCCAAAAAGAAGGAGGCGUAUCUGCAGGAGGCUGACGCCCAGAUUGAUAAGGAGAGGCAGCUCUUCUACGACGCAUCGCUGGAGUACGUUUUCAAAAUACAAGAAGUACAAGAGAAGAAGAAGUUUGAGUUUGUGGAGCCGCUCCUGGCCUUCCUCCAGGGUUUGUUUACAUUCUACCAUGAAGGAUAUGAGCUGGCUCACGAAUUUGAGCCGUACAAACAGCAACUGCAGUUCAACCUACAGAACACACGAAACAACUUUGUGAGCACCAAGCAGGAAGUGGAGAAGCUGAUGAAGAGGAUAAGGUCCGCGGAUCAGGACUACAAGCCUCCAGGCCAGUGGACGAUGGAGGGCUUCCUGUAUGUCCAGGAGAAACGUCCUCUGGGAUGCACUUGGAUACGUCACUACUGCACGUACGAGAAAGGCAGCAAGACCUUCAGCAUGAGCAACACUGAAAAUAAGUCCAAUGGGAAACAGAACGGUCUGGUCCUCAGUCAGCCGGAGAUGUUCAAGCUCAAGUCCUGCAUUCGGAGGAAAACAGACUCCAUCGACAAGCGUUUCUGCUUUGAUAUUGAAGUCAUGGAGAGAAACGACAUCUAUCGUGGAACUCUUUUCAGACCACUUCAGUUUUUCUGUAAAGUCCGGCACGGCGUUAUGACACUGCAGGCACUGUCAGAGUCCAACAGAAGAUUGUGGCUGGAGGCCAUGGAUGGCAAGGAGCCGAUUUACAAUCUGCCAGCCAUAUUAAGCAAAAAAGAGGAGACGUUCCUUAAUGAGGCAGGGUUCAACUUCGUGAGAAAAUGCAUCGACCUGGUGGAAAUCAGAGGUAUAAACACAAUGGGCCUGUACAGAAUCGGAGGAGUGAACUCCAAAGUGCAGAAGCUGAUGACCACUGUCUUCUCAUCCAAAGCACCUGUGGAUAUGGACCUGGACCCGGAGACGUGGGACAACAAAACCAUCACCAGCGGCCUGAAGAAUUACCUCAGGUGUCUCUCCGAGCCCCUCAUGACUUUCAAGCUCCACAAAGAUUUUAUCAUGGCCGUCAAGUCCGAUGACCAGAACUACCGGGUGUGUGCCGUGCACGCUCUGGUUCAUAAGCUGCCCGACAGAAACAAGGAGAUGCUGGAGCUGCUCGUAAAGCACCUUGUCACGGUUUCUGCUCAGAACCAAUCCAACCUGAUGACGGUGUCCAACCUGGGCGUGAUCUUUGGGCCCACGCUGAUGCGCUCGCAGGAGGAGACCGUGGCCGCCAUGAUGAACAUCAAGUUUCAGAACAUUGUGGUGGAAAUACUGAUCGAGAACUUCAAUAAGAUCUUCCACCAGCCUCCGGACCCCAACGUGCCGCUGCCGCAGCCCCAGAGCCGGCCGGGCUCUCGCCGGAGCAGGGCCAUCUGUUUGUCCACGGGGCCCCGCAAGCCCCGCAGCCUCUACACCCCAACGCUGUGUCUGGCCGAUGCAGAAAGUCCCUGCCUAGGCGACACUUUGAGCAGCAGUCCGAGCAGCACCCCCAUGGGCAGCCUGGAGUCCCUGUCGUCCCACUCGUCGGAGCAGAACGCCUCCUCCAAAGCGGCUUCCUCCGGACCCCGGCCGGGUCAGGACAGGCCGCCCCCGGAGCUCCGCCGGACGCCGUCGCAGCUCUCCAACGGCCCCGGCAGCGCCGCGUGCGCCAGCAGCCCCGAGUCCAGCUCCAGGGAGGACACGGGCCGCACGGACGGCGAGUCCGAGGACGCCUUGAGCCUGUCGUCGGUCGGCACGACACCCAGGCUGUCUCCCGCUCCCAAGAAAGCCCCGCACUGCCGGAGCGACCUCCGGCCGGAGCCGCUGCACCACUCCCCCGCUCUGUCUCUCAAGUCGCUGCUCAUAUCCGAAGGCCGACGGAGCUGCUCCGGAUCUGUCCAAAGUUUAUCGACGCUGGAGUCCAAAGAGAGUUUAAAGGCUGCUGGGCACCCAGACCUCCCCCCAAAACAAGUGAUCCGCCGCAGGGUGGAGAGCGCCGUCAGCAACGGCUACCAGCGACCCGGAUCAGUGGUCGCUGCUCGAGCGCUGCUUUUCGAAAACGCCUCCUCCGCGCAGCCGAUGCCAGUCAUAAGAGACGCCAAGGCUAUGUAUUCCUGCGAGGCCGAGCACAGCCACGAGCUCAGCUUCCCCCAGGGGGCGCACUUCACAAAUGUCUAUCCCUCCAUUGAACCAGGCUGGCUCCAAGCAACGUACGAGGGAAGAACAGGUCUAAUCCCGGAGAAUUACGUUGUCUUCCUCUAACAGGUGGCAAAUGUUUUGAAUUUUUUUUUCUCAUGGUAUCCAUGGGGAGAAAAACAAAGAGCGCCAUACGGUUGAUUGAUCAGAUUUAUCCAGUCACUGACAUUUGUUCAGCAGAUGUCAAUCAAGGCAGCAACUCUUUUAACAUUUUAAAGUUAAAAUAUAUAUUUACCUCCUUGUCUGUUUGUUUUCUGAGGUUCAGGAUCAAUCUGUAUGGUAUAUUUAGUGUUAAAUGUAAAUAUAUAUAACCCACUGAUUGCACUGAUGUCUGAGUAUUAACCUACAAAGUCACAAAACAGUCAUACCCCGUUUCACAUUUUUUUAUUCUCAGAAAUAUGGUAAUAUGAUAUAGAAAUUAAAUAUAAUCUUUUUUUUCAUUUUGGAAAGGUAAAAACCUUUCCAUUGUAUCAGCAUACAACUUCCAGCAUUAUAUCAGCGUACAGCUUCCAUCCUGUCAAAUGGAAAAUCUACUGUUUGCUUAACAUUCACUUUAAUUCAACAAGCUGUGACUUUAGAAAAUAAGAAUCCAUCUAUGAUUCCAAAAAAAAA
Salarias fasciatus (jewelled blenny) is the source of this 3357-nucleotide messenger RNA. It is a transcript of the gene arhgap42b, whose product is annotated as Rho GTPase activating protein 42b. Lineage: Eukaryota; Metazoa; Chordata; Actinopteri; Blenniiformes; Blenniidae. Gene Ontology annotation, molecular function: GTPase activator activity; protein binding. Gene Ontology annotation, cellular component: cytoplasm. Gene Ontology annotation, biological process: signal transduction. The record is from RefSeq and is a predicted model, not a curated record. The coding region runs from base 229 to 2811 and encodes 860 amino acids. The transcript is spliced from 25 exons.